AGACACACGUACACACAAACACACACACGAACAGGGAGACACGGCCACGUCACUAGCACAGCCAGGCGCACCACCACACCGCGGCCUUCACCAUGAACAUUUUUAGGCUUGCAGGGGACAUUUCCCACCUCCUGGCCAUCAUCAUCUUGCUCCUCAAGAUAUGGACGAGCAGGUCAUGUGCAGGCAUAUCCGGGAAAUCUCAAGUCAUGUUUGCAAUCACUUACACUGCCCGUUAUUUGGACCUCUUGACAAACUUCAUAUCACUUUACAACUCGACAAUGAAGGUUAUUUUCCUUGCCGCCUCCUACGCAACAUUGUACCUGAUCUAUGUGCGCUUCAAGGCCACCUAUGACCACAACCACGAUACUUUCCGUGUGGAGUUCUUGCUCAUCCCUACAGUUAUCCUGUCUGUUCUCAUCAACCAUGACUUUUCACCACUAGAGAUCCUGUGGACAUUCAGUAUUUACCUUGAGUCAGUUGCAAUCCUGCCUCAGCUGUUCAUGGUGUCCAAGACUGGAGAAGCAGAGAGUAUAACGUCACAUUACUUGUUUGCUCUGGGGUCUUACCGAGCCCUCUACAUUGUCAACUGGAUUUACAGGUAUUAUGCUGAAGGAUUUUAUGAUCUGAUUGCUAUUGUGGCUGGAGUUGUUCAGACAGUCCUCUACUGUGACUUCUUCUACUUGUAUAUUACUAAAGUCCUGCAAGGAAAGAAGCUUCAACUACCAGCCUAAGACAGAGGUGUUUGUCAGUGUUACUGCCUCACCUCAACCUACUGUAGGAGCCACCAACACUUGCCACAUCACUCACUGUUUCAUCUGGCUUGCCCAUCUGUUAGCUGGAAUAGUUUAGUGCUGAUAUUUACUUUUUUCUUGUUGAUAAGCUACCUAUAUUUAUCAUUUUCAUAUAAAUUAACCAUAAUUUUGAUAGUGAUGUCAGUUUGGCACUGUUACAAGGAGAGUAAUAUCUGCUUUGUUUUGCCCAUCUUAAUGAGAGGCUCCAUCGUUUCAUUGGUAUUUAAGUUGUGUUUGGUAGGGAUACAUAAUUUUGAAAAAAAUUAAUGAAAAGAGAAGCAUAUAUCUAUCAAGGUUGUGACUUGAAAAAGUAAUCUGCUGUGUUGAACCUGGCUUUGAAGAACCUUACGUUGGAGAACCUGCAAGGUAGAGGUAGUGACGUGGCUGGUGGCUGGCUCAACUCGCACAAGCACUGAAUUCAGUGAACACCUCUCUCUCAUUAUAAAGAACUGACAACAUCAUAUACAAAACAUUUUUUUAACUGAAGUUUUAGAAGCACCAGGUGUGUAUGUCAGAUGUAAAAUGCGAGUGACAAGAUACUUAUGCUUACAAAGAAUUAUGGAAAAUGGUGUUUUAAAUGGAAAUUAUUUUCAUACAGUCAGUCUCUUUCAAGUGAGUGUGGCUUUAAGAAGUUCUUUGCUGUGGUAAGGUUACAGUACUACAGAACAAGUCUUUGGUUACUGCUGGAUAUUGGUUUUUGAAGAUAAUCUUGAGUUCAUGCCAUGAUGUUAAAAAUUUCCAUCUAAAGACAUUGGCCUUCAUAAAUCCUGUUAUUGAGGAUGAAGGACACUUCCAGGAUGCUAUUGUGGUAACUAAAUGUCUUGUUUUCAUGGCUUUUAUUUACAUGCUAAAAAAUGGAAACCAUUCUUGCAUGUAUUGUGUGGAUGUUCUUUAUAUUACUUUGUUAGUGCUUUACUUGAUAAGUAGGGAAACCAAUGAAGAAAGGGAAAAUAUUGUCAUUUCAAACAGGAUAUUUUUUCUACCACAUGACACUGCCAGUCAUAGUUGAAGGCAAUAAAAUAUUUACUUCAUUAGAUGUUAAGGAUGAAAAAUUUGAACAAUAAAUAUGAUGUAGCAAUAUUGUCCCUUAGACUUAUUGCUUUCCUGUUCUGUCUAGUAUGUAACAAAAGUUGCAGUCAGCAAAUUCAAACACUGUGGUCAUUAAAGUUUGUACCAUAUAUAUAGACUU
Scylla paramamosain (green mud crab) is the source of this 1980-nucleotide messenger RNA. RefSeq names its product ER lumen protein-retaining receptor 2-like (gene KdelR). Gene Ontology annotation, molecular function: ER lumen protein retrieval receptor activity. Gene Ontology annotation, cellular component: endoplasmic reticulum; membrane; cis-Golgi network. Gene Ontology annotation, biological process: endoplasmic reticulum to Golgi vesicle-mediated transport; protein retention in ER lumen. The transcript is spliced from 6 exons. Bases 93 to 731 code for a protein of 212 amino acids. Lineage: Eukaryota; Metazoa; Arthropoda; Malacostraca; Decapoda; Portunidae. The record is from RefSeq and is a predicted model, not a curated record.